Molecule: messenger RNA, 2669 nt
Organism: Gorilla gorilla gorilla (western lowland gorilla)
Lineage: Eukaryota; Metazoa; Chordata; Mammalia; Primates; Hominidae
Product: translation initiation factor IF-2
Exons: 2
Coding region: 1899-2669 (256 amino acids)
Source: RefSeq, a predicted model, not a curated record
UUUCUUUUUUUUUUUGAGACUGAGUCUCGCUCUGUCACGCAGGCUGGAGUGCAGCUGUCUCAAAAAAAACAAGAAUUCCUCUUCCCCAAUUCCAGCUUGUCUUAACAAGCCAAGAAAUUAUCAGAUGUUUGUUGUUUAAGUCAUCCUUAAGGUUCCUCCAACUUUGAGAUUCUAGGAUUGUAAAAUCUCUGAGGAACCAGACAACUAUUUACUGUCCUUUAUAUGUUAUCUAUGACAUCUUUUUAUUUCAGUGUUUUCACUUCAAUAAUCUUUAAAAAUUAACACGAGCAUUUUCUUAAGCACUGGGUAUUCAUAUUAUAACUAGGCACUGCCAUACAAUUUUUGUGUCCAAGUUUAUGAUUUGUAUGUGUACAGUAUGAAUAAAAUAAAAAAUAGCAGGAUGCAUUAAGAUAUGCAACUGAACUCAAAAGAAUUUGUACUAGAGCACUCAGUAUCUUAUCAAGUGUACUGUGGGGAUCUCAUCUUUAACAGAGCAACGUACUAUGUACAUUAGCUACAGGUGUAACGGCAAAUACACAAUUAAACAUUCCUAUUCCCAAUUCCUUACUCAACGGAUUUCCAAAACUGCAAUGUAAAUCUUUUUUAAAAAUUAGUUUCACUAAGAUAUCGUUCACAUACCAUACUGUUGACUCAUUUAAAGAGUACAAUUAAAAUAUCUUUAGUUUAUUCAGAGUUGUACAAGCAGAACCACGAUCAAUUUUACAACAUUUCAUCACCUCACAAGGAAACCCUGUGCCCAUGAACGGUCACUUCCCACUUCUAAUGUGUUUACUAUGAGCUUAAAGGGCUUCCAUACAAGCUUCCCAGUAAGCAACUGGUAGGUACUAAAUAUUUGUAUAAUGAAUGAAUGACACUACAAAUGAUACCUACAUUUUUCUCUAAUCAUCUCUUCUGAACUCCAAACCUUCAUUUCUAACUGCUUGCUAGGUAUCUCCACAUGUAUAUCCAACAGCAUCUCAAACCUAACAAUGUCCAAAAUCCAUAUUAUUAUCUUCCUUACCAAACCUGUUCUUCUUGUAUUACCUAUUUCAAUGAUCGCCCAAUCUUCCUCCCACUCAGCUGCAAAUUCUAGGUCUUUAAAUCUCUCUCAUUCUCCAUUUUUAAAUAAUUCCCGUGAUUCUCUGUUCCCAGAAUGUUCUCUGUUCCCUACUGUAAUGCCGUUUAGGUCUCUCAGUAACUUUCUACUAUACUAUUAAAACAGGCUUCUAACUGGUCACCCCGCGUUUAAAAUUCCUCUUUCCAAUACAUCCUUUAUGCAGCCAUUCAAGUUAUCUUUCCAAAACAAAGAAAUGCUUAUGUCACUUCUACUCAAAGUUCAGUGCCUCGGAACAAUUGUCAUAGCCCUAAAGGUAAACCCCUUCGUUUACAGAAAAACUCCCCAGAGCUAGAGAUUCAGCAACUUGCCAAAAAUUAGACAUCUACUUAGAUGCAAAACGUAAAAAACUAGAACUUAAAACUUCUGACUGCUACUUUAGUUGUCUUUUACUCUGCACCACACUAAGAAAAAACCAAGUGCAAUUUCUCACUCCCUAACAAAAUGCCCGACUUUAUUUCCAAAUGUUUCUUUUAUUUAUUGCAAAUAUGCUGCGUUGACCUUCGUUCCAACCUAAGUACUAAUUCUUAAGUCCCAAGUUAAUAAUAAUUAACUUCCAAAUGGUGCCUAAAUGCAUUUCUGAGCCUCAUGAUCAAGUGGGAUAAACUUUAAUAAAUUGGAUUAUCUUGAGAAACUUCAGAAAAUAAAUUCGACAAGAAAUGUAUGAAGGCCGUAAACAAUCCACACACUCCUGUCCCCCGAACUGACAGGCAAAGGAGAAACGGGCGACCCAGCCCAGCCGAGUAGGCAGCUGUCCCUUUUCCAGACCCAGAAAGUAAGUGGUAUGAAAGGAGAGGGUAGCUCUGGACUGAAACAUUCAGGGCAAGGCCUCCUGGCAUCCUCUACCCCACACCACAAAGGCCUCAGAAAUAAGGCCCCAAGGUCCGUAGGCAGGCCCCGGCUGCGGGUGCAGUCCAAGAGCCCCCGCCCCGGGGACUCGCUGACUCUGGCUUUCUCAGGACAGUCUGUUCCUAUAUCCCUACCCCCAAAACCAAGUAAAGGAGCAGGAACAUCGCCCCUAAAAACCCGCGAGGGGAAGGGCCAAAGCCGCAGGGCUUCAGACUGGCCGCUCCCGGGCCCACCAGAUCCAGGAGGGAUGCCCAAGGAGGGCGGUUUCCUCUCUCGGGGCGAACUCGGCCCCAGGCCCCAAGUAGCCGGUACUGGCCCCCGCCCUCUUGGGUACUACCUAACCGAGCAGGGGUGGCCAGGCCCACCUCGGAGCUCACCUUCCAGUUCCGGGAAGCCGGCCGGCCGUCAGUCGGUCCCGAAUUCCAUCCACACACAGCGUCUUCCGGCUCCCGCCGGAAGCAGCUCGAGCGCGGGACAGGAAGUUUGGCUGACCCCGCACGCACACACCCACUCGCUCGCCUCAGUGCCGUUUGGCUGCUGCACUGCUCGGGACCCAGACGUCAAGGCUGCUGGCGGGGCCUCCCCAGGCCCGCGACGCAGGGCUCCGCCCCGGACAGGAGGAGCCGCAGCCGCCCCGCUCCCACUCACUCACUCUCGGCCUUCGGGACUCCUAUGUCCGCGAAGCCCGAAAAAACAGGUCAGCUAA